AUGACCUCUACACUCUACCCCUCCGCCUCGGUCGCCGACGAGGUUGUCCUCAUCACCGGAGCGACCGCAGGCAUCGGCGAGGCCUGCGCCUAUCGAUUCGCAGAGGCUGGCGCCCGGCUCGUACUCCUCGGCCGCCGUGCGGAGCGGCUAUCGGCACUGCAGGAGUCGCUCGCCUCAAAGUACGGCACGCAGUCACACACCGUACAGCUCGAUGUGCAGGACCUCGACGCAGUGGCAGCGCUGCCCGAGACGCUGCCGGCUAGCUUUGCCGCCGUAUCAGUCCUCGUCAACAACGCAGGGCUGGCUCUCGGCGUCUCGCCCGCAGAGGCUAACGACAUGGCCUCAGUCACGACGAUGCUGACGACCAACGUGGCGGCCGUCAUGGCCUUUACACGCGCCUUCGUCCCCGGCUUCAAGCAGCGCGGCAAGGGCCACCUCAUCAACGUCGGAUCGAUCGCAGGGCACGAGGCGUACGCCGGCGGCUCCGUCUACUGCGCGACCAAGCACGCCGUCGAUGCUUUCACCACGGCAGCGAGGCACGACCUGAUCGCAACCCCGGUGCGCGUCACCGCCAUCUCGCCCGGCAUCGUCAACACCGAGUUCUCCACCGUCCGGCUCGGCUCAAAGGAGAAGGCGGAUGCGGUCUACGCCGAUGUCGAGCCGCUCGUUGCCGCCGACGUCGCCGACAACAUCUUCUACGCGGCGACCCGGCCCGCGCACGUGCAGAUCGCCGACAUCGUCGUGCUGGCCACCAACCAGGCGGCCGCCAAGGCCAUCGCCAGAGUGGGACCGUCGCUCGGCGCGUGACGGGGCGCGAGCAGGUGGAGCUGCACAGACUCGAGAUCUCCGAGGAGGGCGGGUGGGCGGCGUGUGUCACUGUGAGCCAGCCGCGCUUUUAUAGUGGAUUGUGAGGGCAGAGGCGAGAGGGGCGAGAGGGCAGAUCUGUUCGGGUGACAUCUCGGCGUCGAA
This is a messenger RNA of Emiliania huxleyi CCMP1516, 969 nucleotides long. RefSeq lists its product as hypothetical. The coding region runs from base 1 to 807 and encodes 268 amino acids. Lineage: Eukaryota; Haptophyta; Isochrysidales; Noelaerhabdaceae. The transcript has 3 exons. Gene Ontology annotation, cellular component: cytosol. The record is from RefSeq and is a predicted model, not a curated record. Gene Ontology annotation, molecular function: oxidoreductase activity.